CCUACAUCUUUCCAUAACCACAGAGAUUGCCUGGGCGACGAUAGUAAUCGGGAAGGCGACCAAUAUUGCCGUGAAUUACCUGCCCGACACCAAACGUUGUACCACCGCAUUACAAACCCAGAUUAUUUGUUUGGCGUGAAAUGCAUAAUGGCUGCUGCUUCUGCUGUAAUUCCUACACCCUUCUCUAUGGUAAACCCAAAGUCAGACUUUUUAAUCUAUUUCAGUCCUCCUCAGCUAGCUAGUUCAGUGUGCCACUGUCACGCCAGCUCAGCGCUCCGGAACCCGACAAUUACGAGGAGAAUACGACCAAAAGUGAGGUCGCAGGCGGUGGGCUUGACAAUGUUUUCCGGGAACCCCGUCGUCGGAGAUCUCGUCGCCUCCGUGCUCUCCGGCGGCAUCGCCUUCUCCUGUCUUCGGUUCUGGGAAGAGAUUGCUAAAAGAGGAUAUUUUGAUCAGAAUCUGAAUAGAAAGCUGGUUCAUGUUAGCAUGGGUCUGGUUUUCAUGCUUUGCUGGCCAAUGUUCAGUUCUGGUCGUCAAGGAGCACUGGUAGCAGCUCUUAUUCCUGGACUCAACAUAUUCAAAGUGCUGUCUUUGGGACUUGGGAUAUUGAAGGAUGAUGGAACUGUGAAGUCUAUGAGCAGAUUUGGAGACUACAGGGAACUUCUGAAGGGGCCUCUAUACUAUGCUAUCACAAUCACUUUGGCUUGUGCUGUCUAUUGGAGAAGUUCUCCAAUUGCAAUUGCCCUAGUUUGCAACCUCUGUGCUGGUGACGGUAUGGCUGACAUUAUCGGCAGGAGGAUUAGAAGCCCGAAACUUCCCCACAACAAGAACAAAUCUGUUGCUGGUAGUGUUGCAAUGGCAACUUUCGGUUUCCUAGUAUCUAUCGGAUUUAUGCACUAUUUUUCCUCGUUUGGGUAUCUCGAGAAGACUCCACACAUGGUGCUCGGUUUCUUGGUUGUCUCUCUCGCUGCAGCGUUGGUUGAAUCUCACCCUCUGAGCACUGAGCUGGACGACAACCUGACAGUGCCCCUCGCCUCUGUAUUGGCGGGCAGUUGCGUUUUCUGAUGUAGGACUGCAGCCUGAUCUUGAGAAAACUCUGAAAAGUUUAGAUGAUUGUUAACUUGAACCCGAAAUUGGUGUUAUGUAACGUAUUGAUGAUAGAAUAAUCUGUUUCAUUGUUCUAGUCAUUCAUGAAAUGCAUCACUUGCUGCAAGUUCUUAACUA
This is a messenger RNA of Ipomoea triloba (trilobed morning glory), 1224 nucleotides long. RefSeq names its product farnesol kinase, chloroplastic. Gene Ontology annotation, molecular function: kinase activity. The transcript is spliced from 6 exons. NCBI's taxonomy places the organism in Eukaryota, Viridiplantae, Streptophyta, Magnoliopsida, Solanales, Convolvulaceae. The record is from RefSeq and is a predicted model, not a curated record. The coding region runs from base 148 to 1065 and encodes 305 amino acids.